AUGCGGGAAAUCGGUGCCAACUCGCCUGCUGGGUUCACUAGGCAUGUCCCAAAUUGGGGGGAAAGGGCAGAAAAGGGGAAAAGCACGCACAUCCGCGCACACCCGCGCACUAAUUCGAGGUUCAACUCUGGCGUUUUCGACAUCUGCAUCUUUCAGGCCUGCUCAAUAUGGGAUCGCUAUGACGCGGCCCAACCAUUCCAGACAAUCAAAAAGCCUUUUGCACAUCACACAUGCUGGACACAGACGAGCAUGUACUGGGCUGAGCAGCAGCAGGCGUAUGACAAAUGGAGAGUCCGAUCUUGGGUCCUGACGCUACCAGAAGGCGAAGUACACAUCUUAGAGACCAUUCAGGUCACAUACAGCAAGAGCGGAGGAAAUGAUACCUCCACAGAGAUCGCCAUCUCAGCGCAGCAGACACAUGCAUUGAGCUCAUUGUUCUCUGUCCUCACGAGAGCGACCGUGACGGAGUUCCUACAAAAUCUGCGGGCUUGGAUCCGAGGUCUGAGGAUCCAUGGACAUGAGGGACGAAAAGCGCACCGGAUGUUCUCUCAUCUCGUCUCAUCCACUAUUCACUGA
Molecule: messenger RNA, 576 nt
Organism: Diaporthe amygdali
Lineage: Eukaryota; Fungi; Ascomycota; Sordariomycetes; Diaporthales; Diaporthaceae
Exons: 5
Coding region: 1-576 (191 amino acids)
Source: RefSeq, a predicted model, not a curated record